Messenger RNA from Gadus macrocephalus (Pacific cod), 3365 nucleotides. Its product is annotated as ceramide synthase 2-like. The record is from RefSeq and is a predicted model, not a curated record. Gene Ontology annotation, cellular component: membrane. Gene Ontology annotation, molecular function: DNA binding; sphingosine N-acyltransferase activity. The transcript has 11 exons. NCBI's taxonomy places the organism in Eukaryota, Metazoa, Chordata, Actinopteri, Gadiformes, Gadidae. Gene Ontology annotation, biological process: ceramide biosynthetic process. The coding region runs from base 366 to 1523 and encodes 385 amino acids.
UCACUACCGCUCUAACGAGCAGCACACCGGCUAAACCCUAUCACCACAGCGGUCCGAUCCACCAAAGUUUCUCCGAGGGAAGAAGUAUAAGUACAACGUAAACCUACAAUUCGUACGGGAGGCCAGUGUGAAUGACGACUACACCGUUUUUUUUUUGGAGAAAGUCUUACAGAUGCUAAUUUCUCCGGGAAUGGAGUAAAGCAGCGGAUAGAAAGGUGGAGCAGAGCGAUUGGCAGCUUUUUGGAGGUGGGCAGAACUAAUGGCGCGAUCCGCGUAACAUCUACCGAGGGGACCGACCGAGAGGAGUGGGAAAUAUCUUCCAUCAACACGCACAAUAAUACCACUACAAACCGCGAGUAGCCAGGAUGUUGUCCACGUUGUCGCGGCUGAGAGAGCUAAUAUGGCAGGACUGGAUUUGGUUCCCCCCUGGGCUGGGCUGGGCCGACCUGCAGGACCAUGACGGCAAGGUGUACCCCAAGAUGGGGGACCUGUGGUUCAUCCUACCCGUGGCCCUCUGCUUCCUGCUGAUCCGGCAGGUCUUUGAAAGGACGGUGGGCACCCCCAUGGCCGGCCUGCUCGGCGUGAAGGACAAACACAGAGUCAGCGCCACGCCCAAUCCAGCCCUGGAGGCGUACUUCUGUCGCACAUCAAAGCACCCCGAACCGAGCUGCAUAGAGAGUUUGAGCAAGACGUCGGGGUACUCUGUGCGUCAGGUCCAGCGGUGGUUUCGGCGGAGGAGGAACCAAGACCGGCCCAGUAAGGUCAAGAAGUUCCAGGAGGCCAGUUGGAGAUUUACAUUUUACCUUAUUGCUUUCUUUGCUGGCCUGUGGGCUCUUAUUGAUAAACCAUGGUUUUGGGAUAUGAAGGAGAUGUGGACCGGCUUCCCUAAAAUGCCGCUGCUCCCCUCCCAGUACUGGUAUUACAUGUUGGAGCUGGGCUUCUACGUCUCAUUGGUUUUAAGCGUUGCAACAGACGUCAAGCGCAAAGAUUUCAAAGAGCAGAUAGUUCACCAUGUGGCCACCAUCCUCCUCAUCAGCUUCUCCUGGCUGGUGAACUACAUCCGAGCUGGGACGCUGAUCAUGCUGGUGCACGACACAUCCGACUCCCUCAUGGAGUCUGCCAAGAUCUUCAACUACGCUGGAUGGAGAAGAACCUGCAACUUCUUCUUCACCAUGUUUGCUGCAGUAUUCAUCGUGACCCGUCUUGUCAUCCUCCCCUUCUGGAUCAUACACACAACGUGGGUGUACCCCCUGACCCUCUACCCCGCCUUCCCCGGCUUCUACUUCUUCAACGGCCUGCUGAUCGUGCUACAGUGUCUGCACGUCUUCUGGGCCAUCCUCAUCCUGCGUAUGGUCGUCAAGUUCCUGCCGGGAAAUCAUAUCGUGGCGGAUGAGAGGAGCGACCACGAAGAGAGCGAGACUGAAGACGAGGACGCGGAGCACAGCAGGAAGGAGGUAUCCAAGAACGGCCACGCACAAAACGGCCACACGCCACUGAACAACAAUCACGGCAAGAUGGAGUGACUGGGCCGAGGGCAGGAGCCAAGGAAAAGGACAUGUCGGAAUGAAAAUAAAAUGGCGCCUUAACAUCAAGCCUGCAAUUUGAAGGCCAAAGAUCGGGAGAAAUGGUUUGUGUGCAAAGGUCAGGCAUGCAUUUCCCCCCCUCCCUACCCUACACACACACUCACACACAAACACACACACACACAAACUUAAACCCCCAAAAAGCUUCCGCAUACACUCUUUGUGAUAUCAAUGAUACUAGUGAGUAACCUUCUGAAUUCCAAAUGCUCCUUUUUUUUGUUUUGUUUAAAAAAGCCAUGUAGUACAUUGGAACUACUCUUUAGAUCACAGUCAAGUAAAACAAGGACACAAACUGUCUGCGGUGGAAAGUUAGCAGCGGCAAAAAAAAAAAUUGACUGUCAAAAGAAUUGGUUUCUUUAUCGUUGUAACAUAGUGUUUUAUGUUAUCAAAACUCUCCUUUUUCGAGGGUGUCCUUAAAGUUUUCAACGGAGGACGUCGUCAAGUCCACCCUAGGGUUUGCCCCCCCCCCCCCCCCCCCCCACUGGUAGCGUUCUGUUUCCGGUAACUGGAAACAGUUCACUGGGGGGCGAGGGGGGCUCCUUAGCAGUUUCACGGUCCUUAAAACAUUUCUGCUGCCUUUCUCGUCCGUUUGAGUCCGUUUUCUUCAGCGUAACGAAAAUGAGUAUGAAUGAGACUAAGAAGAAUGAAAUAAGAGUGUGAUGUUUUCACUCAACUCGACCACGUGGCAUGUCUAGUCCAGUGCCAUGUAGUGAGCACUACCACAGCCAUAAAAAGAUGAGGUACUGUCUGUGGACCAUAAAUAUGUGUAGCUGGGUAAGGGGGUGGAACUACCAAAACCUGAGCAGGUAUACUGUAUAAGUUAAUUAAUUUAGAGCCAUGUUAACUGAUGAAAAUAUUUUUAAUUGUUUCGAAAGGUGAGCAAAGUGUGAGCCCGCAACGUUAGCUUAGCAACCUGUGUUGGAAUCGACGUGUGGAUCCUUGUCUUUUUGGGGAAGCGCAAUGUCAACAGCUUGAAAGCCUUUUAAAUCCUUUUAUUUUUUGUUUAUUGUUGCCUUAGUUGUAUGAUUUUAUUACUGUUGUAUGUUGUAACUUGCUUCAAAUCCAGUCAACUAAACAAUUGAGAAUUAACUGUUCUUCGGAAUCAAUAAUCAGUUAUUCUUUCUUCAAAUGUCCAGCUGUGUUUUUUUAUUUUCUUUAAUCAGUGUUAAUUUGCCUUUCCAUCCAAAGAAGCACUUUACGGGUUUCCUUUUUUUGGAUCAAAUUUCACAUAGUAUACAAAUAGCAUGUUCAAUAACACCAUGUGAUUCAAACUCAAACCAGAUCCACUCUGUGUUUAGACUGGGCUGGAUUUUGAUUUAAGUUUACAGUUUUUGUUUUCAUAUUUAUUUUGUUCAAUGUUAACAUCACAAAAUAUUAUUCCUCUUGCUGCAAUUCUGUUUAAAAGACAGGCUUAAAUCUUAAAUCUUCAACUAAAAUGUAAGCAAACUAUUUUGUACAUGUCCGUAGUCAUUUGCAAGUGCCUUUAGCUUGGUUUAAAGCUUUAUGUGUUAAAAAUAAAUUGAGAUUGUAUAGAGAUUACUCUAAUCGAAAUCGUCAAUCUUUGAAAUGUUUUCUAUUACAAAAUCUUAUAUCCUAACUUGUCACACACACUUUGCACUGUAAUGCCAUGGCCCAAUUGUAAUAUUAUUUUUUGCCAAUACCUGCAAUGACCCAAUGUGUGUUAAAUGUGGCUCCCUCUCAAAACUUUAUCUUCUGCAAUAGUGUUUUUAUUUUGUAUUUUGCCAUGUUGCCGACUUAUAAGAUAAACAAUAUUGUAGAUAA